Molecule: messenger RNA, 549 nt
Organism: Chinchilla lanigera (long-tailed chinchilla)
Lineage: Eukaryota; Metazoa; Chordata; Mammalia; Rodentia; Chinchillidae
Gene: Pigy
Product: phosphatidylinositol glycan anchor biosynthesis, class Y
Exons: 1
Coding region: 98-313 (71 amino acids)
Source: RefSeq, a predicted model, not a curated record
GCAGCACUGAGUCAUCAUUUUAAAAAAACACAGCUUCAUUUUCUUACUACCAUAUACACUAUAAAACACGGCGGCGGGUAGUGAGUUGGGAGGAAGAAUGUUUCUGUCUCUGCCUACGCUGACUGUGCUCAUUCCACUGAUCUCCUUAGCGGGACUAUUCUACUCGGCCUCGGUGGAGGAGGACUUCCCGCAGGGCUGCACGAGCACAGCCAGCCUUUGCUUUUACAGUCUGCUCUUGCCCAUCACCAUUCCAGUCUAUGUGUUCUUCCACCUCUGGACCUGGAUGGGUAUUAAGCUCUUUAGGCAUAAUUAACGCAGCCACAGCCAGGAUGUGGUCCUAAGCACCUGUGUCUGAAAGCUCAGCGAGGUGGAAAUACUGGAGACCCAUUUAGUUUGGAGGAAAGUUGCUUAGCCUUGUUUAACUCAAGUUUAGGACUAAGAGGUUUAAGCUGCAGAAGCUUUGAUUGUGCUUCUGUUCUGCCCUUUUUGAAGAUUCUGACUGUUGUAUCAGAGAAACACAAUAAAAUGUGAUGGAGAUAACACCUUUAA